ACCGGAAGCAUACAAAAAAGUCCCGCUCUCUGACAAGUGGUCCUGCAGUCAUGUUACCAUAGGGAUGGAUAGGCGUAACUUGGCGAAGACACUAUGCCUUUUUCAGGCGUAUGUUCGUGGAUAUUUGGUGAGGGAGGAGGUGCGUCGUGCACGGACAGACUUUGAGGACGUCGUGAAAGAGAUUGAUGGCACUUUGGCUCAUUUAAAGUGGAAGGGCGCCAUCAUCUCCACCCCCCACUUCACAGACACUGAUGGCCCCCUGCACGGUACGACUAAAGACCCGGGACCAGAUGUCAGAGCCACGUCACAGAACCCAGCAGCGACAGAAGGGGGGAUGCAUUGUGUACUUUUGCAGACAGAAGCAGAGAGAGAUGGAUCAGGAAAUGAUCAACAAACAAGGGAGUGUUUAGAAAGCAGCUCUUUUCCGGCGGCAGGUCAGAAAUUGAGCUGUGAUGACGUUUUGGAGAGCACAAGAGACUCCACGUCCAUUUGGAGCAGUAUGGAGCUGGAAUCACAGCUUCCUCACAAAGGUCUGCAGCGCUACUGUUCGGCCCAGGAGGUUCCUCACAAUCCAGAGGCCUUGCGUUUCCAUAGAGACGCCCUGACCAUGGAGCUACUGUGGCUGCAGCAGGCCAUUGACAGCAGGAAAAAGUAUCUGUCUCUGAAGGAUAAAUUGAGCAUGGCCUGAUGGGAUCGCAGCUGGACCUCACUGGAAAAUACAUAUGCAUAUGGAAAAUGCAUUACAUCAACAUAAUGUUCACAAUAUAUGACUAAACAGUCUCGCAGUGUAUAUUUUGUCUUGUAUUUGUUAAUAUAUAAUAAGUGAGUAAGUGAAUAAAUAUUUAUUUU
Molecule: messenger RNA, 849 nt
Organism: Doryrhamphus excisus (bluestripe pipefish)
Lineage: Eukaryota; Metazoa; Chordata; Actinopteri; Syngnathiformes; Syngnathidae
Source: RefSeq, a predicted model, not a curated record